UUUAAGACCGGUACCGGUACCGAUAGAAAAUGUAAACAAACGUCAACACAAAUACAACCAGUGCUCAUCCCUCCCGUGAAAAGUUUCCCUAUAGAAAGCGUGAAAAUGGCCUCGAAUCAGGACAAGAAAAGUGGCUUGAUGUCCCACGCAAUUGCCCGGCUCUACAAGCAGUGUCUGGAGGAAGUGGAAAGGGAACUCCUUCUUGCCCAGCAGGCAGAACCUCCGACUGUGGGUAAGUGAUCGGUGAACGGUGAUUAUAUGCUGAACGGUGAAUAUAGCGAUCAGUGUUUAACAAUGGUUUUCGUGACUAUAUUUUAAAUGACCGAGCGCGUGAUGCUGUGCCAGUGCAGUUUGAAGAUGUUCCGAUGCCCAUGGAAGUGAUCGACGAUGCUGCUCCGCUUAGUGAAAGCGAGGAGGAAGGUACGACCGACGCAAGCAGCGGCGAGGAUACAGACGUGGAGGAUAUCCAGGUCGUGGUGGAAAUGCCAGACCAUCCGUACGGAGAUCUUUCGUGAGAGGAUGGCUUGAGGAUGUGGGCCCGGCAAACUGGACUAACUCAUCGCAGUUUGAACCUUUUGCUGGGCCAUUUGCGACAUCACUUCCCCCUGACCAAAUUGCCCCGAGAUGCACGGACGUUGAUGAACACGCCUGUGUCCGGAGCACCGGAGACAGCCCUUACACCAAUCGCAGGUGGGCAGCUUGCUUUUUACCAGGGUGUGGAAAAAUGCCUGCUUUCAUAUUUUCGCGAUUGUCAGCCAACCCAGGAGGGGUUCGAGUUGAAUAUUUUUGUGGAUGGCCUACCCCUGCACAAGAGCAGUCGGACCCAAUUUUGGCCAAUUCUCAUGCAGGCUCAUAACGUUCCAGAUACUCCUGUAAUGACGGUUGCGAUAUUCUGUGGCGAAUCAAAACCGUUAUUCGUCAAGGAGUUUUUGCAGCCGUUUGUGGACGAAAUGAACAGACUGUUUGUGACAUGUCUGACAAUUAAAUCCCCCUCUUACUGGGUGGAAGCGCGUGCAAUAAUUGCAGAUGCUCCGGCACGAGCAUUUAUUAAAGGUGUUAAAUCGCAUAAUGCGUACAGCGCCUGCAUGAAGUGCACAAUCGUUGGUGAGUUGGAAGGACACCGAAUGUACUUCCCGUAUGGUGAACAAUGCGCGCAUCGGAACCACAAGGAUUUUUGUGACGACAAAUAUCCAACACAUGUCAACAACCCUACGCCCUUUACGAGUCUAUUAGGUUGCGAUAUCAUUGACGAUUUUGUGUCAGCCGAAGACAUACACUUGAAACGACUAAACUACUUUUUCGGAAACGCACAGCACUACUUAUAUUAUUAA
Molecule: messenger RNA, 1331 nt
Organism: Anopheles merus
Lineage: Eukaryota; Metazoa; Arthropoda; Insecta; Diptera; Culicidae
Exons: 4
Coding region: 531-1331 (266 amino acids)
Source: RefSeq, a predicted model, not a curated record